CGGAGGCGGCACCAGGAAGCGCCGCCCCGGCCCGAGCCGCCAUGUAACCGGCGCCCGGAGCCCGCCCGGAGCCGAGCAGCGCGGGCCCCAGCGACCCGCCCGCCAUGGGGGACGAGGACGAGGACGAGGGCUGCGCCGUGGAGCUGCGGAUCACGGAAGCCAACCUGACCGGGCACGAGGAGAAGGUGAGCGUGGAGAACUUCGAGCUGCUGAAGGUGCUGGGCACGGGAGCCUACGGGAAGGUGUUCCUGGUGCGGAAGGCGGGCGGGCACGACUCAGGGAAGCUGUAUGCCAUGAAGGUGCUGCGCAAGGCCGCGCUGGUGCAGCGCGCCAAGACGCGGGAGCACACGCGGACGGAGCGCUCCGUGCUGGAGCUGGUGCGCCAGGCACCUUUCCUGGUCACGCUGCACUACGCCUUCCAGACCGAUGCCAAGCUACACCUCAUCCUGGACUAUGUGAACGGGGGCGAGAUGUUCACCCACCUCUACCAGCGCCAGCACUUCAAGGAGGCUGAGGUGCGCGUGUAUGCCGGCGAGAUCGUGCUGGCGCUCGAACACCUGCACAAGCUGGGCAUCAUCUACCGAGACCUGAAGCUGGAGAACGUGCUGCUGGACUCCGAGGGCCACAUCGUGCUCACAGACUUCGGGCUGAGCAAGGAGUUCCUGACGGAGGAGAAAGAGCGGACCUUCUCCUUCUGUGGCACCAUCGAGUACAUGGCCCCCGAAAUCAUCCGCAGCAAGUCGGGGCAUGGCAAGGCUGUGGACUGGUGGAGCCUGGGCAUCCUGAUCUUUGAGCUGCUGACGGGGGCCUCGCCCUUCACGCUGGAGGGCGAGAGGAACACGCAGGCAGAGGUGUCCCGACGGAUCCUGAAGUGCUCCCCUCCCUUCCCCUCUCGGAUCGGGCCAGUGGCGCAGGACCUGCUGCAGCGGCUGCUUUGCAAGGACCCCCGGAAGCGGCUGGGUGCGGGGCCCCAGGGGGCACAGGAGGUCAAGAGCCACCGUUUCUUCCAGGGUCUGGAUUGGGCUGCUCUGGCUGCCAGAAAGAUUCCAGCUCCAUUCCGACCCCAGAUCCGCUCAGAGCUGGAUGUGAGCAACUUCGCAGAAGAGUUUACUCGGCUGGAGCCCGUCUACUCCCCGGCUGGCAGCCCCCCAUCUGGGGACUCGCGCAUCUUCCAGGGAUACUCCUUCGUGGCACCGUCCAUCCUGUUUGACCACAAUAACGCUGUGAUGACUGAUGUGCUCGAAGCACCUGGCACUGGAGACCGGCCGGGGAGGGCAGCGGUGGCCCGGAGCGCCAUGAUGCAGGACUCGCCCUUCUUCCAGCAGUACGAGCUGGACCUGCGGGAGCCUGCGCUGGGCCAGGGCAGCUUCUCCGUGUGUCGCCGCUGCCGCCAGCGCCAGGGCGGCCAGGAGUUCGCAGUCAAGAUCCUCAGCCGCAGGCUGGAGGCGAACACGCAGCGCGAAGUGGCCGCCCUGCGGCUGUGCCAGUCGCACCCCAACGUGGUGAAGCUGCACGAGGUGCAUCAGGACCAGCUGCACACGUACCUGGUCCUGGAGCUGCUGCGGGGCGGGGAGCUGCUGGAGCACAUCCGCAAGAAGCGGCACUUCAGCGAGUCCGAGGCGAGCCAGAUCCUGCGGAGCCUGGUGUCCGCCGUGAGCUUCAUGCACGAGGAGGCGGGCGUGGUGCACCGCGACCUCAAGCCCGAGAACAUCCUGUACGCCGAUGACACUCCCGGGGCCCCGGUGAAGAUUAUCGACUUCGGGUUCGCGCGGCUGCGCCCGCAGAGCCCCGCGGGGCCCAUGCAGACGCCCUGCUUCACGCUGCAGUACGCGGCGCCCGAGCUGCUGGCGCAGCAGGGCUACGACGAGUCCUGCGACCUCUGGAGCCUCGGCGUCAUUCUGUACAUGAUGCUGUCCGGGCAGGUCCCCUUCCAGGGGGCCUCGGGCCAGGGCGGGCAGAGCCAGGCGGCCGAGAUCAUGUGCAAGAUCCGCGAGGGGCGCUUCUCCCUCGAUGGGGAGGCCUGGCAGAGCGUGUCCGAGGAAGCCAAGGAGCUUGUCCGAGGGCUCCUGACUGUGGACCCGGCCAAGAGGCUGAAGCUCGAGGGGCUGCGGGGCAGCUCGUGGCUGCAGGACGGCAGCGCGCGCUCCUCGCCCCCGCUCCGGACGCCGGACGUGCUGGAGUCCUCGGGGCCGGCCGUGCGCUCCGGUCUCAACGCCACCUUCUUGGCCUUCAACCGGGGCAAGCGCGAGGGCUUCUUCCUGAAGAGCGUGGAGAACGCGCCGCUGGCCAAGCGGCGGAAACUGAAGCUGCGGAGCGCCGCCGCCUCCCGCCGGGCCUCCCCGGUGCCCGCCGCCCCGGGCCGGGCCCCCGCGGCCAAGGGAGCCCCGCGCCGAGCCAACGGCCCCCUGCCCUCCUCCUAGCCCCGCCACUGUGACCCCUCCCGCAGGGGCCGGACCUGGCCCCGGCUCCCCGGCUCCACUCCCCGCCCCCACUCCCAGACAGAGCAGAAGUAUUUUUAUAAGCAGAGAAUUUUUUAUGUCUUACCAGAUGGAGAUGCAGGAGGGGGGCUGCAGGGGAGCGGCGUGGGGCCUGCGGAGACGCCGGGGGCAGGGAAGGCUGCUCCCAUUUCUAAGCACUGAGGCGCCCCUGGGAGAAGCUGGGCCUCUCCCUGUCCUUCCCGAGGCCCUCAAGCUGUCACUUUAUGAAUUGUCUGUGCAAUUACGUCCACCAAAGACCUGUGUUGGGGGUCCAGGGAGAGGCCUGGGGGACCCCCUGAAGCAUUAUUGCCUCACUUUGUGUCACCUGCUUCUCUCCUAUUGGGGCUAAGGAAGGAGGUAGGCGACCCCCUGAAGGGGAGGCCCCCGUCUUACCACCCCCCCCCCCCACUUUGGCACAGCUGCCCCUGGCAGGGGUGGGGUGGGGUGGUUUGGGGUUUGGGCAUCCCCAGUCACUGCCUCAGCUCAUCUGGGAGGCUGUGCCUUUGACAUUAAAAUAAAAACCCACCAGUGCUGUCUGUG
Myotis myotis is the source of this 3017-nucleotide messenger RNA. RefSeq names its product ribosomal protein S6 kinase A4 (gene RPS6KA4). Gene Ontology annotation, molecular function: protein serine/threonine kinase activity; ATP binding; magnesium ion binding. Gene Ontology annotation, biological process: regulation of DNA-templated transcription; intracellular signal transduction; protein phosphorylation. The record is from RefSeq and is a predicted model, not a curated record. The transcript is spliced from 17 exons. NCBI's taxonomy places the organism in Eukaryota, Metazoa, Chordata, Mammalia, Chiroptera, Vespertilionidae. The coding region runs from base 105 to 2420 and encodes 771 amino acids.